UAGCUCAGGGGUGCCGCUUGUGCACGCGCUGUGACGUUCAGCGAGACGUUGAGUGAGAGAGCGCGCGCUUCCGAGCGCAACAGCUGCAGAGAGAGAUUUACAAACACAUACAAGUAGGUUAAACUCGGGAGCUGGCGAAGCCUAGUUAUUGAAUAGAAUUAAAAAAAUAUAUAUAAUAAUAAUAAAAUGAAAAUAAACUAUCCAGGAUAAUCGAAUAAUAAGAAACAUUAUAGGAAUCUGAAUUUCUGGGUCAGUAUCGGUAUCUAGAAGUGUUUAGUCUGUUCUCUAUUGUGCAAAUCACGAGAAGAGUACUGUUCAACAGAAUUGAACUACCACCAUCGGAUUCGUUAUGUUGUGCCACUUGAUUAGCACCAAACAAGGCAUACUGAAGUGAUCAUAUGCUUUGACAAAAAUCUUGAUCCAAAGCCUUAAAAACCAAGAGAGAUUAUUUCUCAACAUGUGUAGAAAGAAGACAGAAACAAUACUCAAACUUAUCUAUUAGACAUUAACCAAGCUUAAAGCUCUUGAGCCCAGCUGAAAAGCUGCUGAAGAAGUUCCCUCUCUGUACAAACAUUUUCAGGAAAAGAAUCCUAAUAGAUAUUUCAACUCUAAGGUGUUUAGCAUACUGGUGUUAACAUGCCAACCCAUCCUUUAUUAGCAUAUAUGGAAAGUCCAGAUGGGCUAGGUCAUGACAUAGUGAAUAAUACUAAUGCUAACAUGCCAGGUGCUGGCUCCAGCAUGACACCACACACAAGUAUUCAAGACAAGGGUUUGUCUCAGGCUGAAGGAUGCGUGCCUUUGGACUGUAUGUUUUGUGAGCAGACCUUUAAACACCAAGAGGAGCUCGGGCGUCACGUCCAGACCCAGCACAGAACAACACUGUGCGAGCCUGCCGUUCUGCGUGUGGAAGCAGCGUUUUUAGCUCCAAACGAGAAAGGCAGAGUAAAAGCCACUUCUGUGCUGCAUGGAGAUAAAGACAGUAAAGAAGAAGAGGAAGAGGAGGAGGAGGAGUUUAGUUGUGAAGUUUGUUGGCAGGCCGCUGAGGACGCCACAGAUUUGGAAAAUCAUAUGAAGAAGCACAAAGACUCGUUCACUUAUAGUUGUAACGUUUGUGGAAGACGAUUUAAGGAGCCCUGGUUCCUGAAAAAUCACAUGAGGACGCACACAGGGAAGCCAGGAGCAAAAAACAAGACUCAGGCUGACACAGAAGCCCCUGCGACCAUAAACGAGGUUGUUCAAGACCAAAUUACUGGGAAUGUCAUUUCUCCCUACAAAAUGUGCAUGGUGUGCGGGUUCCUGUUCUCAAGUAAAGACAUUUUAAUGGAGCACAGUCGAGUUCACAACCCUGAGUCCGAGACCAAUGAUGAGGAAGAGAAGGCUGUAGAGGAACAGCCUGUUACUGGAUCACCCGUAUCCCAAGAGUCCUUUCUUCAGCUGCUUAACCUGCGCCCGCAUGUCUCAGAAACCAGCAUGAAAGCCGAGAAGUCUGCAAAAUGGAUCGAGCAGCUUGACCCUUUUAAUACUUACCAGGCUUGGCAGCUAGCCACAAAAGGCAAAAUUGCUGUCGGGCCGGGACAGACCAAAGAACCCGGUCACGAGAUCAGCACUGACAAUGAAGAUUCCUGCUCAGAUAAAGAAGAACUCCAAGAAAUAUGGUCCACAAGUAGAAGUUACAAUCCAGUUAAGGAGGGCUUAAUUUGUAAAUUGAAAUCUAAACGUGCCAGUGGGGACACCCCUUCCCCAGAUAUAGAUCAGAAGUCUCUACAGAGCAAGGAAAAGCCAACUCAAUGUGGGGAUUGUGGGAAGACCUUCAGAACCUACCACCAGCUGGUGCUCCACUCCAGAAUACACAAGAAGGAAAGGAACGGUGCUGAGAGUCCUAUCUCCAUUGACGGCAAACAGUUAAGUACUGGAUCUAUGGAAAGUGGCACAUUGGACCGAACUGAAGAAUGUUCUGAAGAUGGCUCAGAAGAGGGAAUACAUGGCGAUGCAUUUCAUUCAGAUAAAAGUGAAGAUGGCUCUGAGAAAGGAAAGAGCAAAAAUCUUGGCUCCUCCAAAGAGUGCAGUUACUGCGGAAAGACUUUCCGUUCAAAUUAUUACCUCAACAUUCAUCUCCGGACACACACAGGUGAAAAACCGUACAAAUGUGAGUUCUGUGAGUAUGCUGCAGCUCAGAAGACAUCGUUAAGAUAUCACUUGGAGAGACACCACAAAGACAAACAUUCUGAAGCUGAACUUGCUGGUAAACCUUCAUCGGCAUCACUUGCUCCUGAAGAAGCCUUACCAAGCAAGGAUAAAUCUGCUCAGGAAUUAGCUUGCGCAAAAGGUGCGUCUAAACACCUUGAUAUUGACCAAAAUGCAAAACAACGCAAACAGCUGUGGUCUUCACCCACAUCCAGCAUGGUGCUUAACAGUGCUUCACGUGUUGGCUUGAAAAGUGAGCAUCUGGACAAAACCACAGUGAUCAAGAAAUCCUGCCAGGCUGCCCGGAACACUGGAGUAAAAUCAGAAAAAGAAAGUGCUGUGUCCAGUGAUUCUUUAGGGUUGGGAAGUGGGGCCCAUGGCAUCAGUGAUUCUGUAUCACUCAAACUGAAGUUGGAAAGAAAAGAAAUAAAAGAGGAGUUAUCAUUUGAGAAACCAUUAAAUUUGUCCUUUAAAAUGUCGCUUUCUGUUUCCUCUGCCUCGGAUCCUAAGAGUGCAUUAACAACCAGUACCUGCCCAUUUUGUACUUAUAAAACUCUAUACCCAGAAGUCCUUUUGAUGCACCAGAAGUUGGUGCAUAAAUACAAGCCUGAUGUUACCAGCACAAAUGGGUUAAAAAGUACUGCUGCCCUCAAACAAAAAAGAUACACUGGAUGCCCCCCUGCCCUUGAGGGAAAAGAUGUUUCCCCCUUGCCUUUGUUUCACAGUAGCCACCCUCGGCGAACCAAGUCUCCACCUUACCAGCAAGCAAAGCCCCUUGGCAAAAUAAACCCAACUAAGACUACUCCACCUGCUGUGCAAUCUCCUGAAGUAGAAUCAAGAAAAGUAGCUCAGAACAGGAGGGGGGACACGCAGCAAAAUCCCCGUCGGCUAAAUCAAACUGAAGUUGGACAAGGCACUUCUGAAGCUCACCCCAAAAGGGACGGAGAUGUCGCUCUGUCCAGGAGACCCCAUUUUUUAGGCAGCGAAGGGCCUGUGCACAGAGGUCGUCAGGUUAGAAAUGGAGAUCUGUGGCGGGGUGAUUCUGUAAGGGUAAGCCUUUCCAAUGGGAAUGGAAACCCAGUGCAUUUGGACUUUGGAGAGCCCUCCAAUAAGAGAUGCAGGUCUUCCAGCUCAUCGAGCCAUGAGCAAGACAUUUCUGAGAGGAGUAGUUUCAUGAGAGGUAACCACCACGGCAGGCUGUUCGUUCCAGGGAGAAACAUGGUGACGUCUAGGGAAAGCUCACCCACCACAGCGGCACAUUCCUUCUCUCCAGUGAAAACGUUGCCAUCUGUACAUGCAAAUGGAGAGGAUCCAGAAUGGAAUGUAUUGAAUGUUCUCCGGUCCUACAACCCCCAUGACCUUGCUUCAUUGUACAAUUCUGGUGGCACGGGCAUGAGCCAAGGAUCUGCUGCAGUUGUAGAAGGGAAUAGGCCUUUACUCUAUCAGCAUUACCCAAGUAGCAUGCUACAAAGGAGGAACUAUCCAAGCCCUAGGAGUAAUGCACGCUCUGGACCUACUGAUAAGAAUGCUUAAAAUAUGACCAUUUGACAGAUGACAAUGGUCUGAAUUAAAUGAGAUUUUGUGCCUCUGUUCUGUUUGCCUUUGUUUAAUAUAACAGAAUGGAAAAUAAACAAAAGUUUGAAGCUCCUGGAAUAAGCUGUGACUUGUACAUAUAUAAAACACUACUGUUAGUGUUGGCUGUGCCACAGAGAUUUUAUAUGCACCUGUCUGUAAAAUUUCAAGUUAGCUGACACUUGAAUGUUCUCCGAGGUCAUGUUAAAAAAUGAAUAUGUCCAUACAGGAUUUUUUGCAAGAGGCUUCUGUAGUUUAAUUGGAGAAUUGUAGGUCAGGAGAUAUAUAAACUAGUUUUUACAGUAACAAUAGAUCCUAUAGGACUUUUGUCUCAACAUCCUUUAAGUUAUAAAGGGUGACCUUUUUAAGUGAAAUAUUUUCACUCAAGUGCUUUAAAACAAGACGAUAAAAGAUAGACUUAUCGGAUGCAGGUUUGUCACAGUAUGGUAUUGGAAGAACUGGAGCACCUCCUUGGUGAAGCCACUUGUAUCAAAUGUAUAAUCCCUGAUAGCAAUGAACCGAUAAUUGUAAGGAAGUACUAGCUUGUCCCUUGUACAAAUACAAAUGCUAUGACUUAUGUCAGACCAGGCCUAAAAUCUCAAAGCAAAAGCGUACUGAUGAUAUGAUAUAGUAUUUGUAGUAUGUUUGUAGAUUCUCUCUUGAAAACUGACAGUUUUAACCUCACUAGGCUCCACAUUUCAAACCUGCUGAGAGCAGACGGACUCAGAAUGAAUUACUGCACUUGUUCUCGAGUUGACUGUUGCUGCCGUGAUAUUUUCUAUGGCUUUUGAGAACUAUUCAGAAUGUGAGAACAAAGCCCACACAACCUCACACUGUUGUGCUGAGCAGAGGAGUGGAGAGUUAACAUGGAGGACACACAGACACGGACCAAAAAUGAAGUGGAACUGCUUAAAUACACAAGCUGCUGACUGUAUUCAAGGUCGAUGUUGAUUAUAAACGGACGGAUAUUAUGAUAGUGUUACAUUGGGCAGCUCAUGACAUUUCUUCCCCUUUUAAGUUUUUGUAACGACUUUUUCAGUAUAAAUGUGCUUUGUUUAUUUCAUUGAAUUAAGUAUGGUGUAGGCACUUGCUUAUUGUACCUACUUGAAACAAUUGAUCAUAAAUUCAACCACAAUACUUGCAGUGUGCUUGUCUACUGCUCUUUGCAUUCCAUGCACUGGACAUCGCUUCUUUGGUCAGUUUAUUUUUUGUGUUUAUGGCCUAUGUCUCCUCAAAGUGGGGUUGAAGGAGGAGGAGGGUUGUGAGGUAGAGAUGACGUUGGCCAUGAAUACCAAAAUCUUUAUUGGACUGACCACAGUGGGGAUUAACCAAAAGUCUUCUGCUAUGCAAGUACAGUGUGUUCACAUAACGAUGUAAAUACUUGCACUGUACUUUGCUUGGUGUCACUUAGUAGGAAGCGUAACUGCCCAGCAUUUUGCCCAGUCUUGUGGAAUACGGUUCAUAGAACAUGUAAAUCAGUUCCCUUUUAUUCAGGGGUUAAUGAAUACUAGCUAAGUGAUACCAUUUAAUAUAUUUUACCUGGUCUAAACUUGAAAUCAAGUGUAGUCAUUAAAUAACAUUGAUUCUGUAUAUAAGCAUUUUAUUUUAUACUUUUUUUCUCUCUCUCUCUUUCUCCCCCCCCCCCCAGUUGCCUAUCUAAAUGCAUUGUACUGGGAAAAUUGUUUUCAGGAUUUCUUUGUUUUUCAUUGAGAUAACACCACAUACCGUUUAAAGCUACUGUCAACACAUUUUAUUUCCAAAGAGCAAAACAGCACAAAUAUUCUUGCACUGAUUUCAAAGUUAGUUUGUGUUUUUUCAAUUGCAAAACAAAUGUAAAAAAAAAAAUCAGGAUGUCAGUGCUAAAAUGCCUCGGCUACUUAAAACGGGUCUUUUCUGAUUCUUUUAACAAAUAGUAUAACAAAGGGGAUUGUAGUUUUAUAAUCCUUCAAUGAGGUCUUGUUCCUAAGCUGAGCCAUAUGUACAUAUUAGAUUUUUUUUAUAUAUAUAUAAUUUUGCACUUUCACAAAAUACUUGCUGGUUUAUACAGUUUUGUUAUACAAUUUCUUGAUUUCUGAUAUUUAUUGUACGCCUGCUUUCUCCUGCUUUACCCAUGAAGUGGAUGUGUUACAACACAAGCAGUGUUGAGCUGUGUCACCAGAUCUAGUGCCAGCAGGUGUGCUGUUUGGACUGGCUUGAGACCUGUUAAGCUUGUGCAUUAUGUUGCUGAUGUGAAAUGCAAAAACAAUAUGCCACUCCUGAUCAGAAGUAGUAGGCAAAUUCGCAUUCGUUAAGAGUUAUAUUUCCAUCUUGACACACUUAUCGUAUUCAUUCUGAAAAUGUUAUCUUAUUGCAUUCUGUAUGUUUUCUGAAAUCUGUAUUCCAAACAUUUUGUUUUCUAUAAUUCAAAUGGAAUUGUAGAUUGUAGACACUUGGUUGUUACAUUAAUUGAUCAUUUAUUUUUUCAUCUAGAGAGGAUCAUAAUGCUUCUGCAAGCUAGUUAAACACUGAAUAAGGCAGUUCAAAUGUCCCAUGAAAUGGAUGUAUUACGCAUCAGUAUUAUGUACUGGCAGAAAGGUAUUUGUUCUAAAGUUUGCAUAUUAAGGUACAUGAUCAUUUUGGUUUUCUUUUUUAUAAUUUAUUUCAUGAUGUGGGAUUAUUUUUAAAACUUUCGGUGUAAGCAAUACAUUGUUCUUUAUUUGUGAAAUUUACAGUGUACUGUCUGUACGUUGGUUGAAACAUGUCACUUAAUUCAGUUUGUAAAUAUAGAUUUAGAGUUUUGCA
Acipenser ruthenus (sterlet) is the source of this 6537-nucleotide messenger RNA. RefSeq names its product zinc finger protein 217-like. Gene Ontology annotation, biological process: regulation of DNA-templated transcription. Lineage: Eukaryota; Metazoa; Chordata; Actinopteri; Acipenseriformes; Acipenseridae. Gene Ontology annotation, molecular function: RNA polymerase II cis-regulatory region sequence-specific DNA binding; DNA-binding transcription factor activity, RNA polymerase II-specific. The record is from RefSeq and is a predicted model, not a curated record. Gene Ontology annotation, cellular component: nucleus. The coding region runs from base 637 to 3717 and encodes 1026 amino acids. The transcript is spliced from 6 exons.